Messenger RNA from Aspergillus pseudonomiae, 252 nucleotides. RefSeq lists its product as uncharacterized. The record is from RefSeq and is a predicted model, not a curated record. The transcript is spliced from 2 exons. The coding region runs from base 1 to 252 and encodes 83 amino acids. Lineage: Eukaryota; Fungi; Ascomycota; Eurotiomycetes; Eurotiales; Aspergillaceae.
AUGAAGUCCGUCACACUCGCAACCUUGGCUGCCUCUCUCGCCCUCAUCACCCCAGCCACUGCAACCUGCGACCCCAGCACCCUCAACACAACAACCUACUACUACCCCAUCACCGAAGCCAACACGACCGUCUUCGACGUCGCGCGCAUCACAAAGCGCGGCGUCUGCGACAUCAGCCGUCAAAACCCCAUGGCGGGUUGCAAAAAUGGCGCAAAUUUUUUACUCGUCGAUCGUUUUAGAAGCAUUGGUUAA